CGAAGCUUCCUUUCAAGAAACCACCAAUAGAAAAAAGAAAGAAUCCCCCAAUUUUCUCACUUUUUCCAUUAGAAAAGUCCACAUUUUCUCCUCCUAAAAGAUAAAUAAAGCAUGUUGUUAUGUUUCCUAACCUUUGAAAACAAUGACUCUCUAGUGGAGAAAAAAAAAAGCAUACCCUUUUGAAUACUUUUUUUCUUAAAAGCCCUCUCUGGCUGCUCUGUUUCUCAAAAUUUUCUAGAACCCAUUAUCGGUUUCCUUUUGCUUUUCCCCUUUUAUAAACAACCCAUCAUCAACAAUCUGCAAAAAAAGAUAGAGAAUUUCAAGUCUCUGUUUUUCUGAUUUUCUUUUUGUAGAAAAUACAAUAAGGUAAAGUUAUGAUCUUGUUUCGAUUCCAGAAAGUAAAAGCUUGGUGUUGUUACUAAUGGAAACUGAUACGAUCAAACCCUGCGAUAACGUCGUUCAUUCUCGAUUCUUCCGUUCUGGAUUUUAUUGCUGGGGUUGGGAAUUCUUGACUGCUCUGCUUCUCUUUAGUUGUUCUGCCUAAAAACGACCAGGUUUUUCAAUUUGUUCUUCCUUUUUACUUUUGUAAUCAUAAUUCUUUGUUAGAAUCUUUUUUUUGGGGGGUUUACGUGUACUUUGGGAGGGAUUUGAUCAAUCGGAAAGUCGGAAAAUAUGGCGCAAAGGUCAGUUCCGGCGCCGUUCUUGAUCAAAACGUACCAGCUGGUGGAUGAUCCGAUCACCGACGAUGUGAUUUCAUGGAAUGAAAACGGCACGUCUUUUGUCGUUUGGAAAACUGCUGAUUUUGCAAAAGAUUUGCUUCCCAAUUAUUUCAAGCACAACAACUUUUCCAGCUUUGUCCGUCAGCUCAACACUUACGGAUUCCGAAAGGUUGUUCCAGACAAAUGGGAAUUCGCGAACGAGAACUUCAAGCGAGGACAAAAAGAGCUCUUGUCCGACAUCCGUCGCCGGAAGACGGUGACAACAUCGCCGGCUAAUAAUCCGGCGAACGGGAAAACGUCUGGUGCGAGAGCUUCCUCCCCUACUAACUCCGGUGAGGACCUAGGGUCAACUUCCACGUCGACAUCACCGGAAUCGAAGAAUCCGGGAUCGGUGGAAACGACGCCGGCAGCGAACACGAAUCAGUACGCCGAUCUAUCAGACGAGAACGAGAAGCUGAAGAAGGAUAAUGAGAUGUUGAGCUCGGAGCUGGCGCAAGCCAAGAAGCAAUGCGACGAACUGGUCGCGUUUUUAACCGAGUGCGUGAAGGUGGGGCCAGAUCAAAUCGAUCGCAUCAUGCGGGAAGGAAACGGUGGUUCCACCCUUGAAGGCGACGAUCUUGGCUGUUUCUACGGCGUCGAUGACAACGACGAUGAUGAAAAAGGCGGCGGCGAAGAUGGAAACGGAAGUUUGAAACUGUUUGGGGUGUGGUUGAAAAGCGCGGGAAAAAAGCGGGCCCGCGAGGAGAAAAUUGUGUACGGUGGGCCACACGCUAAAGAGAUGAAGACCAUUGAGUUUCGCCACGUGGCUUUGAUGAUGAAGAGCGGCAAGGUUUGCAACUGAGCCUAUCACCGGUCCUCAUCGAUAGCAAGGAAGCUGAUUUCGUACAAAUAUAACUAGGAUUAAAUAAAAAAGUUUUUUUAUUUUGGAUAAUUAUUUAAUAUAUGGGUGGAAGUGUUUUCUUAACUUUAGAAGCGUGGUAAAAAAUUGUGAAAUGUAUUUAAUUAAUAUUUAAAAAUAAAAAUAUAUAAUUAGAUA
This is a messenger RNA of Gossypium raimondii (Peruvian cotton), 1755 nucleotides long. Its product is annotated as heat shock factor protein HSF24. Gene Ontology annotation, cellular component: nucleus. Gene Ontology annotation, molecular function: RNA polymerase II cis-regulatory region sequence-specific DNA binding; DNA-binding transcription factor activity. Gene Ontology annotation, biological process: regulation of transcription by RNA polymerase II. The transcript is spliced from 2 exons. NCBI's taxonomy places the organism in Eukaryota, Viridiplantae, Streptophyta, Magnoliopsida, Malvales, Malvaceae. The record is from RefSeq and is a predicted model, not a curated record. Bases 673 to 1560 code for a protein of 295 amino acids.